AUGUCCAACACUAACGUUGGCUUUUUACUCACACUUUCUCUUAUUGCCACUCGCUUGUAUGCUGUUUUUAAUAGUAUAAUAUCAGAUUGUGAUGAGGUUUAUAACUAUUGGGAACCACUUAACUUUUUGACCAGGUAUUUUGGGAAAAAAACCUGGGAGUACCAGCCGGAAUAUUCAAUCAGAUCGUGGACUUAUUUACUUCCUUAUGCACUUUUGAAAUACCCCUUGAAUUGGCUUCAGAAAUCUCUUGAACUCUCUGGAGCCUUUGUUCGGGGAGCAAUUCCAGCCUACUCUUAUUUUUAUCUUGUUCGUUUAGUGCUUGCAGUUGCUUUUUCCUUUGCGGAAUGUUACUUGGCUGAUGCCCUUACCCUUGUGUCAGGUGAGCUGUCUAAUUGGUUUUUGAUCUUUGAGAUAUUCAGUCCCGGUGUGUUUCAAGCUUCUGUGAGUUUGCUUCCAAGUAGCUUUGCACUCAUUUUUGGAAUGUUUUCUACAGCUUCGAUCAUUAAAUACUUUCGCUAUGACAUGUUUAGUCAUAGAAUUGAAGAUGAUUUUGCUCAAAGCAUCGAAAAAGAAGGUGUGUCAUCCAAGCAAGAAGUGGAAAAUACUGAACAUUCGGAUUCAAUUAUUCCUGAUUCCACUUCUGAUUCUAUUGAGACGUCCUCCUUGGAUACAAAGCCCGGCCAGGAUAAUGCAGAGUUUAAGAAGUUAACCACACCACAAUUAUUUUUGUGUACUUUAUACAAAGAGGCACUCGCUGGACGUGAUCGCUACUUUGCUCUGGCAGUUGGAUCGAGUACAAUUGGUGGUAUCAUUGGAUGGCCAUUCUGCCUUGUUCUAACAGCACCAUUUGUUUUGUAUGUUGUCAUAAGCAUACUGGCUAGAAAGUCACCUUUAAAGCCAUUGUCCACUAUUAAUAGCAAAAGGUGGGCCUUAUUUAUAUACUUUUUAGCCGGUAUUGCCUGUGUGUAUAUGGUCACUUGGACGGGGCUUGAGAUUGAUUCUCUCUUUUAUAACAAAAGAACUAUUGUUCCAUUAAAUAUUGUUCUCUACAAUGUGUUACAUGCAACAAAAGAGUCUGGUCCAAAUAUUUUUGGUAUUGAAUCUUCAUCAUACUAUUUUCUAAAUUUGCUACUCAACUAUCAUGUUAUUUUUUUGUUUGCUCUUGCAAACUUACUCACAUUUUCUUCAGGUCAUUUCAAGAUGGGAUUCAAGGAAGGGCUUGCUGCAUAUAGAUUACCCCUUUUGCUUUGGCUAACUAUUUUUACUCUCCAGCCCCAUAAGGAAGAAAGAUUUAUGUUUCCUGCUUAUCACAUGAUUUCUAUAAGUGCAGCUUCAUUUGCUUCGAAAAUUUUUAAGAUCGUUGUUUCUAAGAAGAAGGGAAUAUGUUAUCAUAUUGCACGUUUCGUAUUUUUGCUCGUUGUUGUUCUUGGAGGAAUCUUAAGAAUUACUUCAUUAGUUGAAAAUUAUGGAGCUCCAUUAUCUGCUUUCAAAGCCUUGUCUUCUCAUGAUACAAUUGUUUAUGAUGCAGAUUCGACGACAAUUGAAAACGUUUGCAUUGGCAGAGAAUGGUAUCAUUAUCCUUCAUCCUUCUUUUUGAAGUCAAAUCAGCGUCUUCGUUACGUUGAAAAUGGCUUUAGAGGUAUGUUACCGGGUGAUUUUAUUGAACCUGGCAGCCAUACAUUUGGCGGAAUUAGAAACUCGACGAGAGUAGAUCAGGAGGGAUUUAAUAAUCUUAAUCAUUAUAAUCCAGAUUUUGCCAAUGCAAAGCUUGAUCAAUGCGAUUAUUUUAUUGAUAUUAAUAUGCCUGUGAAUGCAGAUCUUGGUGAGAUUUCUGUUUUUGAUGAAGAAGGAUCCUCAAUUCUUCCUGGGUGGCAGACUAUACGAUGUGAAAAAAUGAUCGACCCAGAUAAUUCUUUUGGUCUUGCUAAGCUCAUUCAUAUUCCGCUUAAUGAGAUUCAAAAGCUUAAAAUUUUCAAGCAAAGAUUGGAUGAAUGUCGUGUUGUUAAGAAGGUCAGAGCUUCAAAAGUUUACUCUUGUUUGUUUGACUCCAAAAUUUAUGAAUUUUUGAUGCACAGGAGUAUCAUCCAGCAAAUUAUGAACUCGAAUCUCUACAAAUCUUAUGUUAUUGCUUCAUUAUCAAACUAUGUUCGUGGUAUUUGGCGACAUUUAGUCAGUAAUUAUCCUGGGAAAGUUGUGUAUCAUAACUUCUGUGUUGCUAGACGUGUUUGA
Brettanomyces bruxellensis is the source of this 2229-nucleotide messenger RNA. RefSeq lists its product as uncharacterized. Gene Ontology annotation, cellular component: endoplasmic reticulum membrane. The transcript has a single exon. Gene Ontology annotation, molecular function: alpha-1,2-mannosyltransferase activity. NCBI's taxonomy places the organism in Eukaryota, Fungi, Ascomycota, Pichiomycetes, Pichiales, Pichiaceae. Bases 1 to 2229 code for a protein of 742 amino acids. Gene Ontology annotation, biological process: protein N-linked glycosylation. The record is from RefSeq and is a predicted model, not a curated record.